GAGUAAGCUGCGGGGAAUUUCACCAGAGAAGCGAAAUGAGAAGCACCGGAGGGCAGAAAGGAAGUGGCCUGCGUUGAGUAACUGCGGACUUUCUUACUCUGUCAGCCUAGUGUAACCGGGAACACGAGAGCUGGGUGCCUCGCGCCCGGAGCCUGACUGCCCACCAGAAAGGAUUGCUCUUGGCCUCUUCCUCUGCAGAGAGAACCGAAUCCGGGGAGACUCCACCGCUGCCUCUGCAGCCUCCGUCAUGUGGAACACCUCGGACGCCAAUUUCUCCUGCUACCACAAGUCUGUGCUAGGCUAUCGCUACGUCGCCGUCAGCUGGGGCGUGAUGGUGACUGUGACGGGCACCGUGGGCAACGUGCUCACCCUGCUGGCCCUGGCCAUCCAGCCCAAGCUCCGAACCCGCUUCAACCUGCUCAUCGCCAACCUCACGCUGGCGGAUCUGCUCUACUGCACCCUCCUCCAGCCCUUCUCGGUGGACACCUACCUGCACCUGCACUGGCGCACUGGCGCUACCUUCUGCAGGAUCUUUGGGCUCCUCCUUUUUACGUCCAAUUCUGUCUCCAUCCUCACCCUCUGCCUCAUCGCCCUGGGACGCUACCUCCUCAUUGCUCACCCCAAGCUCUUCCCCCGUAUUUUCAGUGCCAAAGGGGUGGUGCUGGCACUGGUGGGCACCUGGGUCGUGGGUGUGGCCAGCUUCGCCCCGCUGUGGCCUGUCUAUGUCUUGGUGCCCGUGGUCUGCACCUGCAGCUUUGACCGCAUCCGAGGCCGGCCCUAUACCACCAUCCUCAUGGGCAUCUACUUUGUGCUUGGACUCAGCAGUGUCGGUGUCUUCUACUGCCUCAUCCACAGACAGGUGAGGCGGGCGGCACAGGCGCUGGACCAGUACAAGCUGCAACAGGCAAGCGUCCGCGCCAAGCACGUGGCUGGCACAGAUGAAGUCGUGCCCGGUCGUUACCAGGAGCUGGACAGCGGGCUGGUGUCAGGAGGGCCCAGUGAAGGGAUUUCAUCGGAGCCGGUCAGCGCCGCUACCACCCAGGAAGGGGACUGGUCGGACGUGGGGAAUCCGAGCUACGGCAAGGUAGCUAAGCCGAUGGCAGAGAAAAGCCACCCAGAAGUGCCUGCCAAGGCCCGGCCACCUACAGAAGGAGCGCGAAGAACUCAGGACUCCCCAUCAGAGUUCGGGAAGGUAACCCGGAUGUGUUUCGCAGUGUUUAUCUGCUUUGCCCUGAGCUACAUCCCUUUCUUGCUGCUCAACAUCUUCGACGCCAAGGUCCGGGCUCCCCGGGUUGCCCACAUGCUAGCCGCCAAUCUCACAUGGCUCAACGGUUGCAUCAACCCUGUGCUCUAUGCAGCCAUGAACCGCCAGUUCCGCCAAGCAUACGGCUCCCUCUUGAGACAAGGGCCCCAGAGUUUCCGGAGGCUCCGUUAGCGCCACGUCCGCACCCCCCUCCCGAACCAGGGUGCCCAGCCGAUUUGAGGACAGGUGAAAGGGACACCUGUGAACAGUCUCACGGCAACCUCUCCACCCCCAAGCCAACUCCCCCUAGAGCUGUGUUUUGGCCCUCGGCUGCCCGACAGCAUUAUGAAGUAUUAAUAAAUGAAUUCUAUGCUUGCAGCGCUCAGGUGUGGUCUCUGGUUGGUUUGGAGUGAGAACCAAAUAGCUGAGGAUUUGGAAUGACCUGUGUCUGGGCAGGGGCAGAAAGCAGCCGGGGAUUCCAGGUGAUAAAACAUGUGAGGUGGCUCAAGAGGAUUAGCCUGGGGUGGGCUUUUGAUGCAAAAGUUAAGAGCCUGGGGCCGGCGCUGUGGCGUAGUGGGUAAAGCCGCUGCCUACAGUGUCGGCAUCCUAUGUGGGUGCCAGUUCGAGUCCCAGCUGCUCCACUUCUGAUCCAGCUCUCUGCUAUGGCCUGGGAAAGCAGUAGAAGAUGGCCAAGUCCUUGGGCCCCUGCACCCACAUGGGAGACUCAGAAGAAACUUGCUCCUGGCUUCGGAUCAGUGUAGCUCCGGCCAUUGUGGCCAAUUGGGGAGUGAACCAUCGGAUGGAAGACCUCUCUCUCUCUCUCUGUCUCUCCUUCUC
Oryctolagus cuniculus (rabbit) is the source of this 2080-nucleotide messenger RNA. It is a transcript of the gene GPR84, whose product is annotated as G protein-coupled receptor 84. NCBI's taxonomy places the organism in Eukaryota, Metazoa, Chordata, Mammalia, Lagomorpha, Leporidae. The record is from RefSeq and is a predicted model, not a curated record. Gene Ontology annotation, biological process: neuropeptide signaling pathway. Gene Ontology annotation, cellular component: plasma membrane. Gene Ontology annotation, molecular function: urotensin II receptor activity.